AUGUCCAUAACGGUGGCGGCACGCUUUUUGAGUGAUGCCUUCUUUUUGUUGCGAGUACAUGGCGCGGCUGUGUGCGAUCUAGAUAUAGGACACAACUUAUCAUCACCAUUCGAGACUUUGGUUUCCUCGGCAGCAUGCAUAAUCGUGUCUGAUGAGAUAAUCAUAAGCGUUGGAGCAGUUCUUCGCAUGUGGGAAGGGAUGGUUGGUCGCUCUGUCUUUCUGCUUGGGUGCGUAGCUUUUCAUAGCACACUGGUGCACCCGUUACACUGUGUGUACUCUGUUCUUGCAGCUGAGGAGAAAUUGCCUUACACAGGUCAGUGCAAUCCGAAAUUGAAGUCUCUAGCAUUUUCCGUGGAACUUCUACUCGUGCUUUGUGCCCUUUCUUAA
Messenger RNA from Eimeria necatrix, 387 nucleotides. RefSeq lists its product as hypothetical. The record is from RefSeq and is a predicted model, not a curated record. Lineage: Eukaryota; Apicomplexa; Conoidasida; Eucoccidiorida; Eimeriidae. The coding region runs from base 1 to 387 and encodes 128 amino acids. The transcript has a single exon.